Molecule: messenger RNA, 2682 nt
Organism: Anneissia japonica
Lineage: Eukaryota; Metazoa; Echinodermata; Crinoidea; Comatulida; Comatulidae
Product: N-glycosylase/DNA lyase-like
Exons: 6
Coding region: 304-1413 (369 amino acids)
Biological process (GO): base-excision repair; base-excision repair, AP site formation; nucleotide-excision repair
Cellular component (GO): nucleus
Molecular function (GO): 8-oxo-7,8-dihydroguanine DNA N-glycosylase activity; damaged DNA binding
Source: RefSeq, a predicted model, not a curated record
UGAAGCCUGUCGAUCGAUUGGCAAACACAGAUAAGUUUUUCCAGGCCGAAAUUUACGAUGUCUACCUGGAGAAGACUUGCUUGUACACUCUCAGAAUUACGCCUUGAUGUUGCUUUAGUUUGCGGCCAAAGUUUUAGUGGACAAUAAAAAACAAAAAGCUUGUGUAAGAGUUGUGGGCAGCUGCAGAAGAGGACAAUAAAUGGCAACCUUUCACAAGAAUACAUGCAAGAGAAAUAAAGCACAGCCCACAAAUGUCAGGUGCCAGUGCCCAAGAUAUGAAAUAAAAUAGUGUAGAGAACAUGAAUGGACAAAACGGUGACUGGACAUACAGAAGUGAAAGACAUGACGAAACAGGACAAAGACAGGUGGAAAGAAAUUAAGCCAGGUGUUUUUCGUAGUGUGUUAGCUGGUAGGGUCUGGACUCUUACACAAGCAGAUGAGGGAACUUUACUCUACCAGGUUCACAAGCCACAAACAUUGGACAAGAAAGUACUAUUGAAAAAAUGUAAGAGCAGUAAACAUGUCGCGAAGAAUCAAGAAGAGGUUUCGGAUGAGGACAUUCUUCGAGACUACUUUCAGUUAAACACAUCCUUAGAAGAACUCUACGUUACUUGGAGCAAAUCUGACAAACAUUUUUCCCAGAUUUCCUCUGGAUUUGCUGGUGUUCGUACACUCCGUAUCGAUCCAACGGAAAACCUUUUUUCGUUUAUUUGCUCAUCAAAUAACAAUAUCUCACGGAUAACCGGCAUGGUUAAUGCUCUUUGUACACAUUAUGGAGACAGGCUGAUGGAGGUGGACGGUGAAGUUUGGUACUCUUUCCCGACUGUAGCCAGCCUUAGCAAACGCAAAGUUGAGGCUCAUUUGCGAGAACUUGGAUUUGGUUACCGAGCAGGAUAUAUCAGCAGUUCAGCAGAUUUUAUUAUGCAAAAUGGUGGCAGUGAUUGGUUAGAAUCUUUACGGAAUGUGACAUACACUGAAGCCAAGGCAGAGUUACUGAAACUCAAGGGCGUAGGCCCGAAGGUUGCUGAUUGUGUGUGUCUGUUCUCGUUGGACAAGACAGGAGCUAUCCCUGUGGACACUCAUGUGUGGCAGAUAUCCGCCCGGGACUACAUGCCAAAGCUAAAGACUGCCAAGUCCUUGACAGCCACAAUCUACAAAGAAAUUGGUGACACUUAUAGACAAAUGUUUGGAGAAUAUGCUGGAUGGGCCCAUUCGGUACUUUUCAGUGCUGAUCUUCGUAAAUUCCAAGAACUUCAAGGCCAAAAGAAACAUUCAUUAGAGAAACCUGACCAAGCAAUCAAGAAAGAAAUCGAUGAAAGUACAGAAACUCACAAACACUCUAAAAAACUCAUGAGGAAAUUAGUAACUGUCGAGAAAGCGGUCGUAAAAAAGAUCAAAACCGAGAUAGAUUAACUCGAAUAUUUUUAGAGAAAAUGUCAGAUAAUUUUAGGAAAUUGCUAUCCUCUAGGAUAAUCUUAAUUCCUGAAGGAAAUGGGGAAACAGGAAAGAAAGGAAGUCAUUGAGGUUUAGACUAAUGCAGGGUUUCUUGUAAUUUCUUUUUGAGUUACUUGGCUGGAAUGAGUGGCAGGAUGUAGGUUUAAGAUGCUUUCUUCCGAGCUUUCUUGACUCUGGUCAAGUAUUGCCAUUAUUUCCUGAUAUUUCUCUUGUUCAAUUGGAAAAAAUCUUCAUAUUAGAAUAUAGGUUUAUGAUUAUCUAUAUUUUUAAAAAGUGUGGAAAAAGAAACAAUACAUUGACUGUUCUUUUAUUAUAAACAUAGAAUUGCUCAUUUAAAAAAAAAUGAAAUAUUAACUUUUAAUGAGACAAUUGAAACAAUUCAGUUUUUGUGAUUUUAUCUACUGAUUUCCAGCCAAUUGGUUUAUUAAUCUAUACCAUAUGAUCGAUAUUAGGUUAUAAAUAUUUUCUACUUGACUUGCUUGUUUAUUCAGUAACAAUAUUUCACAUUCAAAUCCAGGAUGCAUCAUCAGGCCAACUAUAGUGUUCUGUGGCUAAAGGUCGUUGACCAUACAUGGCCAGAUGCGAAAAUAAAUUAAAAACCUGCCUACUACCAGCUUCUCAAAUUAUUAUAUUUAUUAUCUGAUCACCAGCCAAUUGAUUUAAUAAUCUAUACCCCAGGUGAGCUAAGUGUGGGGGCCCCCCCAACCUGGCCUGACCUGGCGGCAAUUUUGUUGUGGCCAGCGAACAGAAAUUGAAAACCUAGGUGUGCAACCUACCUAAAAUCUUCUCAUUUAUGCUUGUAUUCAUAUUCAUAUUAUUAUUAUUAUUAUUAUUAUUAUUAUUAGUUGGCAUGAGGUUAUGUUUUUGCCUGUUUAUUUAUUUAGUCAUUUAUUUGUCUGUUGGCAUAUUUGUUGUGAACAGCUAACAGCCCAUAGUUUGUGUCAGAAAUUCAUCAAACUUGGCCACAAUGUUCCUUUACUUAAGAUCUAGAACUAGAAAGGGUCAGGGUCAAAGGUCAAGGUCACAAUGAUCGAAAAAUAUGUAUAACUGUUUGCCGUAUUAGACUUGUGUGUGUGCUUAUACAGGCUUGCCGGUAAAGUGUAAACAAACAUAUGACCGUUAAUAUAUGUGAAAACAGUUUGGUGUAGUGGUUAUAAGACCCCGGUUCAAAUCCCAUAGAGUCUACUUGUUCUUUUCUUUUUUUUUUUCUUUUUUUUUUUUUUCAAU